Homalodisca vitripennis (glassy-winged sharpshooter) is the source of this 1980-nucleotide messenger RNA. Its product is annotated as DDB1- and CUL4-associated factor 11. The record is from RefSeq and is a predicted model, not a curated record. Gene Ontology annotation, molecular function: protein binding. Gene Ontology annotation, biological process: proteasome-mediated ubiquitin-dependent protein catabolic process. Bases 187 to 1764 code for a protein of 525 amino acids. The transcript is spliced from 12 exons. NCBI's taxonomy places the organism in Eukaryota, Metazoa, Arthropoda, Insecta, Hemiptera, Cicadellidae. Gene Ontology annotation, cellular component: Cul4-RING E3 ubiquitin ligase complex.
GACAAGUAGUUGAAAACUUGAAGAACAAGAAGAACGGAACGUAUUGGAUUGGACGGAAUAUAUAAAAACAAUGAACGAGAGGUUAUUAUGUGUGUUGGACUAAAUUCGUUUUAUUUUGUUUUUAAUAGCUAGGCCUGUAUAAGUUUUGCUGUUUCAUUUUCAUAUAUUUGGAUCAUUGUCGUCUGUAUGGGAAGUUCUGCAUCACGAAGAAUGGAAGACAGUUUGUCAAGAUCACGGGCAGAAGAUCCUAGUGUUUCAGAUUUGGCAGCAAUUUUGCACUAUUUAAUACGCAGGUUGUGUGGUGGUCAAGUCCACAUCAUCAGCACGAAUCACGACGACAGCGACGAGGAGUUCGUGGCUGCUGCCAGUCCUCCUCGUAUUGAACACACUCCAAACACGAAGAACCUGCAGAAAAGUGAAAUAACUCUGAUAACGAAACAGUCAUGUGGUUUACUUCAAUCCAAAGGCAGAAAGAAACCAAAAUCAACAACUUCCAUGAUAUUCUCGAGAGAGUCAGGUGUGUUUGGAGAUGGAGCUUUCACUCGUGGAGACAGAUGCAGGAUUACCAACAACCUCCUCCCACACACCAAAGUGCACACUGUCAAGCACCGGAACAAGAUGUUUUGUGGCAUAUACUCUUCAGACGGCCAGCAGUUUGUCACUGCUUCACAAGAUCGUUUCAUCAGACUAUAUCAGACUGGCAGCGAGGGGCUGAGAGAGGUGAGUCACAUUCAAGCACGAGAUGUCGGCUGGAGUAUCCUAGACACGACAUUCAGUCCUGAUGGCCGGUCCAUCGUAUACUCCAGUUGGUCUGAAAGUUUACAUCUCUGCCGAUUGGCUGACCCUGAGAACCACGAAGCUCUCCCGCUGUGCCCUGAUGACCGCAGGUUUUGUAUAUUCUCUACUGUUUUCUCUUCAGACGGUAGAGAAAUUCUAGGCGGAGCUAAUGACGGGUACCUCUACGUAUAUGACUUGGAGUGCAACCAGAGAGCUUUGAAGAUUGAUGGACAUGGAGAGGAUGUAAACACAGUGGCGUUUGCUGACAGUACAUCACAGAUUCUGUACAGUGGAGGGGAUGAUGGACUCUGUAAGGUGUGGGACAGACGUACAUUGAACGAGACCAGCCCCAAGCCCGUGGGAGUGUUAGCAGGACACAUGGACGGUAUCACUUACAUAGACUCCAAGGGUGACAGCCGCUACCUGCUCUCCAACAGUAAGGACCAGAGCAUCAAGCUAUGGGACGUCAGGGUGUUCUCGUCAGACGACGCGCAGGAGUACACACGCCGUGUGGUCUCACAGCAGAAUUGGGACUACCGCUGGCAGAAGGCACCCCGUAAACUGACAAACGCAAAAGACAACCUGGAAGGUGACACUUCUGUGAUGACUUACCGAGGUCACUCAGUACUACAAACUCUCAUUCGUUGCCACUUCUCUCCAGCCCAGACCACUGGCCAGAGGUUCAUUUAUACAGGCUGUGCUUCUGGCAGAGUUGUAGUGUAUGAUUUGCUGACAGGAGAGAUUGUGAAGGCACUGAAAGGCCACAGUGGCUGUGUACGAGAUGUUUCUUGGCAUCCCUAUCGUCCUGAAAUUGCCAGCACUUCGUGGGAUUACUCCGUAGUAGUGUGGGGCUACAAGGAUACUGAGUCUGAUGAGGAGGAAGACCCAGUGCCCAAGAAAGUGCGUAGGAGUCCACGCAUCGCAGAGCAGCAGCGUAAGAGAAGCGAACAUCUCAACCCCUCUGUUACCUUUACUGUGAAGACUUGAGGGACUGGUAUCUUCAUCAGUAAGCAGAAGGGGAUUUGUAUUAUAAGCUGUUUUAAAGUAAAAUUAUGUUGUUCAUAUAUUUAAUUGGAUAUCACAAUUAAGUAAUGCUGUAACAUGUAAAUGCUACUUUUAUAUAAUAUUAUUCUGAAAGGAAAUUAUUUUAUAAUAUCACUUAAAUUUGUAAAAUAUGAACUAUUAAAUAUUAUAAUAAUCAGA